UUCUUUGAUACAAAGAAGCAAAGGUUAAAAAAAAAAUAUUCACUUGGAGCAGCAGCUGUUAUGAGCAUCAGCAACACCUACAACUGUCUGUUACCCGUUAUCCCACGCGCCUCCCAUCAACGCGCCACCCUCUCCCUCUCUUCAACUCCAUUUCUCUCUCUUCCAAAAACCCGCCAACGCCUCUCUCUAUCCGCCAUGUCUUCUUCUUCCUUCACUGAACUCAUUGACGAUUCUCACUUCGACUCUCUCCUCUCUCCCGACGAUCUCAUCUCCAUUUGCGGCUUCGGUUCUCUCCUCUCCGAGCGAAGCGCGCGAAGCACUUUCCCUGAUUUGAUCAAUUUCAGAAUCGCUAAGUUGAAUCACUUCCGUCGUGUUUUCGCUCAUGUUGCUCCUGUUUUCUUUGAACGCGGCAUUGCUAAACCUGAAACUAUGGAAAUCUCAAGCUUGAGUGUGGAGGCAUGUGAAGGAGAAACUCUUGUAGUAACAGUUUUUGAGAUAAGAAAAUCUGAGAUUCCAGAUUUUAUUAAGAGGGAGGUUGAAUUUCGGUUUCUUGCUGUUCUUCCUGAAACACUUGAUGGCAAGUCUUUUGAUUUUCCGGCGGUCCUUUGUGCACGUUAUAGUGAUGAGGAAUUUUUCAACAUUAGAUGUAAAGGUAACAAGGAAAUUUUAUUUCAGCAAUAUGGACGGUGGAAUAUUGAUAAAAUUUGGAGAGAUGAUGUUUUUCCUUGCCGAGUAUAUCUACGACACUGUGUGCUUGCAGCAAAGAAUCUUGGGGAUACAGCCUACAACAACUUUCUAGAUCAUACCUACCUUGCUGACCGGAAAACAACCAUUCGCGAGUACUUAGCAACCACAGGUUCUGGCAUAAUGGAAGAGGAGCCCCCUGAAUCCCUCAAGUUCCGCUAUGGUGGUUGAUUACUUCAACGUUCAGUUUUUGCUGUCAUUUGAGAUCUCAUUGUCAAGGAAUGGAAGAUAGGCUUAAACAUUUUCAUGUCAAUAGUAAAAUAAAAUAUAUACAUUAAUAAUACAUUCAUGCUAUUUCCUCUAAUUUGUUGUAAAUUUUGAAUAUCAAGCUUAAGAAUAACAUUAAACAGAACCCAUAGGGUGUGUACAACUUUCUUCUUUAAGAAAGAAAUAUUCAUCUCAGCUUCUACCUA
This is a messenger RNA of Trifolium pratense (red clover), 1157 nucleotides long. RefSeq lists its product as uncharacterized. The transcript has 8 exons. NCBI's taxonomy places the organism in Eukaryota, Viridiplantae, Streptophyta, Magnoliopsida, Fabales, Fabaceae. The record is from RefSeq and is a predicted model, not a curated record. Bases 61 to 915 code for a protein of 284 amino acids.